Molecule: messenger RNA, 282 nt
Organism: Cooperia oncophora
Lineage: Eukaryota; Metazoa; Nematoda; Chromadorea; Rhabditida; Trichostrongylidae
Source: the annotation of a GenBank genome assembly
AAUUUCUGCGGGAACCAUAAUCAUCAGCUUUUUCAGGUGGAAUCACGCGUGCUAAAAGCGAUACGUGCAUGGGACAGGUUCCCCGCAGACAAGGAAACGCUGCUCAAAAUCGAAGCCGAUUUUGUCAAAGAUCUGGGAUUUGAUUCACUAGACCAGGUGGAGAUUAUGAUGGCGAUAGAGGAUGAGUUCGGAUUCGAAAUUCCUCUUGAAGACUCAGAGAAGUUGAAAUGUCCUCGUGACGUAUUCAAGUACAUUUGUGAACGGGAAGAUGUGUUCGAAUAG